AUGUCUGGGAAACCAAACCGUCACCAGAGAAGGCCUUCUCUGAGCGUUUUUCCGAUCUCCUUCGAGGAUCCCUCAACAGCAAACCCUCCAUCCUCCAUCCCUUCUCAGACGCCGCGCCAUCAGAUCCCUCCGCCUACUCCAGCUGCUGCUCCUCCAGCAAACGGUGACAAGAAAGAUGACAAUGCUAGCAAGGAAGGGAAAGCCUCUUCUAAUUGAUUUGUGUUUUCCUUUUUCUUUUACUUAAUGUUUAAGCCUACUAUCAUCGCAUAAACCUGUCCCUGUCUUUAUUCUAAUAACGCAUAAUAAUCAGUCUUUUGUAAAAU
Molecule: messenger RNA, 323 nt
Organism: Eruca vesicaria subsp. sativa (arugula)
Lineage: Eukaryota; Viridiplantae; Streptophyta; Magnoliopsida; Brassicales; Brassicaceae
Source: the annotation of a GenBank genome assembly